Messenger RNA from Drosophila serrata, 2157 nucleotides. RefSeq lists its product as uncharacterized. The record is from RefSeq and is a predicted model, not a curated record. NCBI's taxonomy places the organism in Eukaryota, Metazoa, Arthropoda, Insecta, Diptera, Drosophilidae.
AUGGCAAGUUUCCAAAAUCAGCAGAAGAACGACCAAGAUACAGCCGUUCCGGACAUCCACUCUUCCACCGACGUAAGCAAAAUGAUGGCCAGUUUCGAGGCCCAGAAGACCACCCGAGAUACCGCCGUUCCGGAACCAUCAUCAUCCACCGAAGUAAACGACAUGAUAGCUAGUUUCCAGACCCGGAUGGAGACCGCCCAUGAUACCGCCAUUCUGGACAUCGACUCCUCCACCAAGCUUAGCGACAUGGUGGCCAGUUUCCAGGACCAGAUGGAGACCGCCCAAGAUACCGCCGUUCCCAACACCUCGUUGGCCACUGAGGUAGAAGACAUGAUGGCUAGUUUCCAGACCCAGAUGGAGCCUGCCCAAGAUACCGCCAUUCCGGACACCCAGUCCGCCACCAAGGUAAACGAUAAGGUGACCAGUUUCCAAACCCAGAUGGAGCCUGCCCAUGAUACCGCCAUUCCGGACACCCAGUCCGCCACCAAGGUAAACGAUAAGGUGACCAGUUUCCAAACCCAGAUGGAGCCCACCAAAGAUACCGCCAUUCUGGACACCCAGUCCUCCACCGAGAUAAGCGAUAAGGUGACCAGUUUCCACACCCAGAUGAAAACCGCCAAAGAUACCGCCAUUCCGUACACCCAGUCCUCCACCGAGAUAAGCGAUAAGGUGACCAGUUUCCAGGACCAGAUGGAGACCGUCCAUGGUACCGCCAUUCCGGACACCCAGUCCACCAAAAUAAGCGAUAAGGUGACCAGUUUCCACACCCAGAUGAAAACCGCCAAAGAUACCGCCAUUCCGGACACCCAGUCCUCCACCGAGGUAAACGAUAAGGUGACCAGUUUCCAGGACCAGAUGGAGACCGCCCAAGAUAUUGCCAUUUCGAACAUCGAGUCGUCAACAUCGGCGGACGCAUUGUCCACCGAGAUAAGCGACAUAAUGGCUAGUUUGCAGACCCAGAUGGAGACCGCCAUUCUGGACAUCGAGUCUUCCACGUCGUCGGACACAUUGUCCACCGAGAUAAACGAAAUGAUGGCCAAUUUCCAGGCCGAGAUGGAGACCGCCCAAGAUACCGCCGUUUUGGACACCUCGUCGUCCACCGAGGCCACUUUCCAGACCCAGAUGGAGGCCGCUCAAGAUACCGCCGCUCCGGACACGUCGUCGGAAACCUCGCCGUCCACGUCGUCGGACACCUCGCCGUCCCCGUCGUCAGACACCUUGUCGUCCACAUCGUCGGACACCUCGUCGUCCACGCCGGCAGACACGUCCUCGUCCACGUCGGCGGACACUUCGUCGUCCAACGAGGGAAGCGAAAAUGAAGUUGCCGCCCAGUCAGACGUGUCGAUGACUGAGAUGUCUCUCAACAAAGAACGCGAGCGAUUCUUUAAUGUGGUCCCCUACCAGAAGGACAUACUUGAUAAUUUGCGUGACUCUGAGAAGAAAUAUCGCCCGUUUCCGCGUUAUAUGUGCAUGCAAAAAUACAUUAGUUAUAACGAUCGCUCAAUGCUAGUUAACUGGAUGGUGAAGAUAUGCAAGAAGUACAAUCUGGACUCGGAGACGUUUUACCUCUCGGUCUAUUAUCUCGAUCGCUACUUAAGCCUGAAAAUGGUUAAGAGACCCAAUUUACGCUUGAUUGGGACAACGGCCUUGUACAUUGCCGUCAAAUACGAAGAGAAGAAGGAUAAUGUUGGAUUUCUCACCGGGAACAUGUUCAGCAAGAAGCACGUCCUGCGCAAGGAGUUGUUCAUGCUGAAUUUACUCUCCUUCCGUCUGUUUAUGCCGACUGCAUAUUCCUUUAUCAACGUGUAUUCGGUGCUGGCCGACAUGCCAAAUAAGCUAAAGUAUUUGGCAAUGUACAUUUCGGAGCUCUCACUGAUGAGGGGAGGCGCCUCCAUCCAGUAUUUGCCCUCUUUGAUGUCGUGCGCUUCGAUUGCAUUGGCCCGUCACACUCUUGGCCAGGAAAUGUGGACACCGGAGCUGGAGAAACUAACCGCUUACAAGAUUUUGGAUAUGAAAGCCAUCAUUCGAAAGCUGUCCCUCAUUCACAUGGCGGCAAAGAAGCUGACGGGGCAGGCAAUGCGAGCGAAGUACACCGCAAGCAAGUACGAAAACGUGGCCAUGAUCAAGCCAGUUAAGCUGCCCCCUUUCGAGCAGUGA